AUGCUGGCAUGGCGCCGUGCGCCGCGUCUAGCCAAGGUCCUUGCGCGGCGGCCGGUGUCCACAGUGCAGGUCACCGACGUGUCACCACGAGAUGGUCUGCAGAAUGAGACGGUCAAGGUGGACACUCCAACCAAGCUGGAGCUUAUCCGUCGCCUCGUCGAUGCGGGCAUCCGAAGUAUGGAGUCCACCUCCUUUGUGAACCCGAAGCUGGUGCCGCAGAUGGCUGACGCCGCAGAUGUGCUACAGGCCUGCUUGGCCCAGCAUCCGUUGGUGGCCUUCCCAGUGCUGGUGCCAAAUGCGCGAGGCCUUGAGGCUGCCCUGGCUGCUGGCGCCAAGGAGGUGAUCCACCUCUGCCGGAUGGCGAGCACGCACGGGAGGCUACCCUACUGA
Molecule: messenger RNA, 390 nt
Organism: Effrenium voratum
Lineage: Eukaryota; Dinophyceae; Suessiales; Symbiodiniaceae
Source: the annotation of a GenBank genome assembly